AUGCAGAGCCAAACCGCCCCGGCCCAGGCCAUGUCCGGCCUCAACAUCUCCAAGCGCCGCAAGUUCGUCGCUGACGGUGUCUUCUACGCCGAGCUCAACGAGUUCUUCCAGCGCGAGCUGGCCGAGGAGGGAUACUCCGGCGUCGAGGUCCGCGUUACUCCUACCGUCACCGAUAUCAUCAUCCGCGCAACGCACACCCAGGAGGUUCUCGGUGAGCAAGGUCGCCGCAUUCGUGAGGUAAGAGUGUACUUUGGCAAAGGAGAUGGAUUGCACAUACUCACAAUACCACAGCUCACCAGCUUGAUCACCCACCGUUUCCGAUUCCCUCCGGACUCUGUCUCCCUCUACGCCGCCAAGGUCCAGUCUCGUGGUCUUUCUGCCGUCGCUCAGUGCGAGUCCCUCCGCUACAAGCUCCUCAACGGUCUCGCUGUCCGCCGUGCAUGCUACGGUGUGCUCCGGUACGUAUACACUACUAGCACACCCCUUAGUGCAAUUUCUGACGAAUUUCUAGCUUCAUCAUGGAGUCUGGUGCCAAGGGUUGCGAGGUUGUCGUCUCCGGCAAGCUACGCGCUGCACGUGCCAAAUCGAUGAAGUUCACUGAUGGCUUCAUGAUUCACUCUGGUCAACCAGCCAAGGAUUUCAUCGACUCCGCAACCCGCCACGUCCUCCUCCGACAAGGUGUGCUCGGUAUCAAGGUCAAGAUCAUGCGCGCCUCCUCUUCGCCCAACGACCCAGCCGGCGAGAAGGCUGGCGGCAAGGGUCUUCCAGACUCUGUCACCAUCAUCGAGCCAAAGGAGGAGCAACCCAUCCUCGCACCAAGCUCGCAAGACUACGGUGCCAAGGCUGCUCAGCAAGCUCAGCAAUAUGCUCAGCAGCAGCCAGAGGAAGGAGGCGAGGACGCACCCCCAGCUCAGGAGUACUAG
Molecule: messenger RNA, 923 nt
Organism: Lecanosticta acicola
Lineage: Eukaryota; Fungi; Ascomycota; Dothideomycetes; Mycosphaerellales; Mycosphaerellaceae
Source: the annotation of a GenBank genome assembly